AUUGUAAAUUAUUUUCCAAGGAAAACGCUAAAACACGAUUUUAGAACCUAUGGCACUUAAUUUGUAAAGCACAAAAAAAAGUAAUUCAUGAUGAACAAUUCCUUGAAACUUUAAACAUCCGCUAAUGGAAAUGAGCUGUCAUUCAUAAGACAUUUUUUUUUUGAUUAUCUUAUCAUUUCUCCAGCAAAGCCGAAUCCUGAAAAAAAAAAUUAAAGUGGCGAUUUGAAAGUGUCAGAUGCAAGCUGAGCUGAACGAUGUCCCCUCGAAUUGUAGUUGCUAUCCAAACACAAAUAAACAGAGAAGAGCAUUGGAGUUAAUCACUGGGAGAGGGCGUGUCCUAGGGCGGGACCGCUAAGCCAGUGCCCGAGCCCUAAAAAGUGAAGGACCUGCAGCCCACAGCUCGCAUUCAAGUCCGACUCAAAGAGAGCACGCGACUCUGUUGGUCUUGUCUUGAGUCCUGUAGCAAAUGUAAUCUUCUACACUCUGAGCCAAUUUGUUGUUUUUUUAUUCCUUUCAAAACAUGUGCAAAGUCUAACGUCUAAGAGUAUUUAGCUUUAAAAGCAACCAUGAACUGUAUAUGGAAGAACUUGGAAGGCUUUUGCUGACGUUUAAUUGGAGUUCGUCGCCUAACCGUAGACAUUGUGGAUUACCGAAAGACUGCAGAACACUCUGCCGUCGACUUUUUGCAUCGAUUUACUGGGGGAACUGUAAGGACAUUUCAGCAGGAGGUUCGUCUGCGAAGCUGAAAAUGGGAAGUAAAGCGUUACCGGCGCCGAUCCCGCUCCACCCGUCGCUUCAGCUCACCAACUACUCAUUCCUCCAGGCUGUUAAUACCUUUCCCGCGGCAGUCGAUCAGCUGCAGGGACUUUACGGUCUCAGUGCUGUACAAACCAUGCACAUGAACCACUGGACUCUGGCCUACCCGCACAUGCAGGGACUGAGGUCAACCAUCACAGAAAUGGCAGGUGCCCAAGGCCUCGUGGAUCCGCGGUUUCCUCUGCCGGUAUUGCCGUUUGCCGCGCACCUCUUCCAUCCGAAGCAAGGCGCUAUCGCUCACGUUAUCCCGUCCCUGCACAAAGACAGGCCGCGCUUUGACUUUGCCAACCUCGCCAUAGCAGCCACCCAGGAGGACCCUCCUAAAUCGGGGGACAUUUCCAAGCUGACUGCUGGCCUCGGGAGCACGAUUUCUGAGCUAAACAAACUGUCCCCGGACAGAAAACCGACGAGAGGAAGGCUGCCGUCGAAGACAAAAAAGGAAUUUAUUUGCAAGUUUUGUGGCAGGCAUUUCACCAAAUCAUACAACCUGCUCAUCCACGAAAGAACCCACACCGACGAAAGACCGUAUACCUGUGAUAUCUGCCACAAGGCCUUUAGAAGACAAGAUCACCUGAGAGACCAUAGAUACAUCCAUUCCAAAGAAAAGCCUUUCAAGUGUCAAGAAUGUGGGAAGGGAUUUUGCCAGUCUCGAACUUUAGCCGUCCACAAAACAUUACAUAUGCAGGAAUCGCCUCACAAAUGCCCCACAUGCGGAAGAACCUUUAAUCAAAGAAGUAAUCUGAAAACUCACCUUCUCACCCAUACAGACAUCAAGCCCUACAGCUGUGACCGCUGCGGAAAGGUGUUUCGGCGCAACUGUGACUUGCGACGGCAUAGUCUGACGCAUACUCCCGCUCCGGACUACUAGCCACAAAGGCUCCACAUCUAAAAAAAAUAUGGAAGGAAAAAAAAACAAGAGAACUAAAACAUCAACGACUUUUUGAAGACAAGACAAAUGCUCUGAGGACCGCUAUGAACGCUUCAGAAAUGGACUGACGAACUUUGAACAAGGGGAGAGGAGAGCAUCACCGGUGACCGUUUUUUUCGACCUAUCGUUUAAAUACCAAAGCUGUCGCAUCCUCUGUAAAUACUGCUUCUUAUUAGUCUUUGAAAUGAAAAUGUAAAAAGAGGUAAUGUUGUUUAAUGAUGGACAUAUGUCAAAUUGUAUUUUAGAAAUAAAGAAAGUUUACUAUUCGCGCUGGAAAAUGGUACUAUUUUGUUUAGUUCGUUUCUUUUUUGGGUGAACUACAAAUAUCAUAUUUUAUUAAACCUUUUGGAAUGAAUACCUGCAAUGAUCACCCAUAAUAAACGACUGUACACACGACGGUGGGAAUUAUUAAAGCACCAUUCCUUAAUUGUGCACCUUUUUUUGCAUCGGUUUGAAAGUUAUUUUGCGGGCACCACCUGACAUUCCGGGAAUUACCACGUGCUUGGCUGAAACCAUGUUAUUUAUGAAGAAAAAAUAAAGAAAACCUAUUUGUAAAGUU
Paramormyrops kingsleyae is the source of this 2303-nucleotide messenger RNA. It is a transcript of the gene osr2, whose product is annotated as odd-skipped related transciption factor 2. The record is from RefSeq and is a predicted model, not a curated record. Lineage: Eukaryota; Metazoa; Chordata; Actinopteri; Osteoglossiformes; Mormyridae. Gene Ontology annotation, cellular component: nucleus. Gene Ontology annotation, biological process: embryo development; regulation of transcription by RNA polymerase II; urogenital system development. Gene Ontology annotation, molecular function: RNA polymerase II transcription regulatory region sequence-specific DNA binding; DNA-binding transcription factor activity, RNA polymerase II-specific.